CCCCCGCCCGUCGCCCGCGCAGGCCAGGCAUGAACGCUGAGACUUGCGUCUCUUACUGCGAGUCGCCGGCUGCUGCCAUGGACGCCUACUACAGUCCGGUGUCACAGAGCCGGGAAGGUUCGUCGCCUUUUAGGGGGUUCCCAGGAGGCGACAAGUUCGGGACAACUUUUCUGUCUGCCGCUGCCAAAGGACAGGGAUUCGGGGACGCCAAGAACCGGGCCCGCUACGGAACGGGACAGCAGGACUUGGCGGCACCGCUGGAGAACAGCGCUGGGGCGCGGGGUUCCUUUAACAAGUUCCAGCCUCAGCCACCCACCCCGCAGCCACCUCCGGCUCCGCCCGCGCCGCCAGCGCACCUCUACUUGCAGCGGGGCGCCUGCAAAACACCCCCGGAAGGCAGCCUCAAGCUUCAGGAAGGCAGCGGUAGCCACAACGCGGCCUUGCAGGUCCCCUGCUACGCCAAAGAGAGCAACCUGGGUGAGCCAGAGUUGCCCCCUGACUCUGAGCCCGUGGGCAUGGACAACAGCUACCUCAGUGUGAAGGAGACAGGGGCCAAGGGGCCCCAGGACCGGGCUAGUGCUGACAUCCCAAGUCCCCUGGAGAAGACCGACUCGGAGAGCAACAAAGGCAAGAAGCGGCGGAACCGCACCACCUUCACCAGCUACCAGCUGGAGGAGCUGGAGAAGGUCUUCCAGAAGACUCACUACCCCGACGUGUAUGCGCGUGAGCAGCUGGCCAUGAGGACCGACCUCACCGAGGCCCGUGUGCAGGUUUGGUUCCAGAACCGGAGGGCCAAGUGGAGGAAGAGGGAGCGCUUUGGGCAGAUGCAACAGGUCCGGACCCACUUCUCCACGGCCUAUGAGCUGCCCCUCCUCACUCGAGCAGAGAACUAUGCCCAGAUUCAGAACCCGUCCUGGAUUGGCAACAAUGGGGCUGCCUCACCAGUGCCAGCCUGUGUGGUCCCCUGUGACCCAGUGCCUGCCUGCAUGUCCCCUCAUGCUCACCCGCCUGGCUCUGGGGCCAGCAGUGUCUCCGACUUCUUGAGUGUCUCUGGGGCUGGCAGUCACGUGGGCCAGACACACAUGGGCAGCCUGUUUGGAGCAGCUGGCCUCAGUCCGAGCCUCAACGGCUAUGAGAUGAACGGCGAACCAGACCGCAAGACCUCGAGCAUCGCUGCACUGCGCAUGAAGGCCAAGGAGCACAGUGCGGCCAUCUCUUGGGCCACAUGACAGGGCCUCCCCUGCCAAUCCUGAUGUCGUGCUCCUCCCUGGGACCUUGGCCACGUCCCUGCUUUCCAGGCCCCGAGCUUCCCACUUGACUCUCCUUUUAGGAACCCGGUCUGACCCAGGGGCCUGGCCCUCAGCACUUUCAGCCACCCCAAGUCUGAGGCCCCAGGGACUGCUGGGAGGGAGGGGGCUGUAUGUCCUUGCCCUUCCCUGGCACUGAGGCCAUGACCCCUGCUCCCUGCCAAAGGCAGUGGAGGAAGCCAGGCGGCUCUAUGUGUAGCUUUGCAUCAUGUAAGCUGAUGCCCUGUCUCUCUUCGUGUCCCUUCACCCUUCCAUCUGACCUAACAGCUUCAACAGUCCAUCCUUGUCUAGCCUUCCUUUCUUCUGUGUGGACCCCUGGUCACCCGGCCUAUGGCUGUGUGUCUUAAGGAACAAGCUGCCUUACAGAGUCAGCUCCUGAACCCCUCUGCUCCCAGAAAGCACACGGGACCCCACCUUCUUUGUCCAAGGCAUCUGAUCAUCCACCCAUGCAAUGGGCCUCGUGACUGUAGCUUGACUGCCCCCUGUGAUGGAUGCACCUGGGAAAAGUGAGGCAUGAGAUGGGGGACAGAACUGAAGGACUCUGCUGCUAUCUACCCAUGAAGAUGACCAAGCUCCAAGGAGAUGUAGGCCCACCUUUGCUCCUGAGACCGGUUCUAGUUGAAACUGUGGGAGUGGGCUGCCAGGUGUAAGGGAGGCAAGGACACAGACCGACCUCCCCACCACUGCCACUACCCCACACAUGAUCAUCAGGAAGCAGAGAAGCUGCCAGCAUGAUGCCCACAAGGAGGAUUCAGUGGACUGAACCUGAGUACCACCUGGCAUCUUCUGCAGUAGGGAGGUCCCUUGGUCAGCGCUGGAACCUCCUCAGGACCCCUCUGGGAAGAGUUGAGAUAUUCGUCCUCUCCCUCCUGGUCACUCUUUGGGGCUGCUGGGCAGUGUCCUGAGCUGGAAGAGUCUACACCUUGGAAGACAUAAGCUAGAGCACAGGGCCACGGCGGAAGCUCAGGAGCAGAGGACAUGUGGCCAGCUCAGCCUCCAGCCAGGAUGGCUUUUCUAUGUUCAGACUAACUGUGUCCAUCACCACCCUGCCACGCAUCACACCUGCUGGAGCUUUCUACACAGGGUAGGUGGAGGUCGGUGCCCCUCUAGGCUAAAAGGAGACCCGCUCUCUAGUUGCCCUCCACACCCUCUUAGAGAGCCUAUCCUUGCUUCUUCCCCAGGGGCCAGGGUCUCUGCCUUAGCUGGCCUCAUGAAAGGUUCCCAUCAAGUACCACUUUCUGUGGCAGGAAAUUCUCCUGAAGUCAGUCCCCUAUCUGAAAGAAGGGGCUCCCUCUCUACCUGACUUGACCUGGAGCUAGGAACUAGGAUUUGAAGUGGCCCCAGCCCUCACCUGAGCUGGAGCAAAGAGCCACCCUUGAGGUAGGUCCCUCAAGCAGGUGGCCUUUCCUGAGGAGACACACUUGCCUUUUCUACAUUCUGCCUCGACUAUUGUCCGUGAGGUGGGCUAGGCCAACUAGGCCCAGGUUCUGCUCACCAAAUGGCCUCUCAGGUUGGGCUGAGGACCAAGGACUCCUGCCUUGGAUCUUCCCUAGGUCUCAGUGGAUGAGAGGUAACCACAAGCCCUGUUGUGUCCUCAUCUGCUCUGGAAUGUAGACGGAGUAAGCUCUCGGUAGAAUGUAGAUCUGGAUUGGCCACCCCUGGUAAGAGUCAGGCCUCUUCGGAAACUGUAGCUCUCACGUAGAUCUUAGGAAGGCAAAGAAAGCCUUGGGUAUUGAAUUCAGGGUUGCCAGUGGCUCGACUUUAAUGUUCCAGAUGUUUGGGGAACAAGUUCUCCAUUUCUGGAGUGCACUGAAAUAACUCACUCCCUCAGAAUCUAGCAAGAGGAGGAAGGGCCUCAGGGAAGGGAGUGACAUAUAACUUCCCUGGGUUUUAUUUCUGGCCAAGCUAGACCCAAGUCAGGCAAACUCCAACCCGCAAGCCUGAUAAUGAAAAGGUAUAUAGCAAUAGCAGAUUGUUUUCCAUCAGUCAAGAAUUGACGUGCCUUCCAUCACCUCUCCAGAUGUAGCAGUUGUCACCUAGGCUUUUCUGGAGGGCCUCAACCUCAGCUGGUCCCUAGGGAACCUGGAGAUGCUCUGAGCUCCCACAGGGCCUCCCUCAUGCCUCAUACCUCAGCUCCCAGGUCUCCAGAAGAGAACUGUGGGGUCCUGUCAUCCCUAAUAGGUCUGUCUUAGCCCCUAAGAUGCCCUAAAGUAACAAAAGUCUCCAAGCAACGUUGCUCCCUAAAGAUCCAGAUCUUCCCAAGGUGCAGAUGAGGGAAGAGGACUUUGCCUCCCAGGUGGUCACUGCCGGAUAAGCAUCUGAGUGAGCUGAGGCCAGCCUUGCCUGACAGCACAGGAGUGGCCAUGUUUAGUGCUGGCAGCCUGGUGUAUCACGGAGAGCAGUUAUACCUGCCUCAUCUCAUCUCUCCAGGAGCCCCUUCCUUCACAGCAGAGGGGCCCAGGCUCUGGGGCAGACAGGCAUGGCUCCAAGUUCUUCUUUGAGUUGUCUUAGUUCUCCUGAGUCUGUUCUCACAGCUAUGCCUCCACCUUCAAGAAGCAGGAUGGGUGGGGAUUCGGGCAAGGAGGCAGCAAGACCCAGGGGUUUCCCCAGCACUCACUGCAGGGCUUGUGUUGGACACAGCUCCGAUGCCCCAUCUCCAGGAGUAGACAGGAAGGAUUCCAUGGAAUCUACCAUGUGCCCGACACAGCCAAUUGCCCUCUGGGAUAUCCUUGGGCAGAUCAUCUCUGGGGACUCAGGAACCCAAGGUCCUAGGUCAACAGGAACGACCCUGACUGUCAGGUACAUAGGCAAACAGACCCAGCAGAGGGAGAGUGGCAGGCAACCUCACCCCAGGGUGCUAAUCAGUAACCAUACAAUCUGAAACCAGGGCAAGCUUCUAUUUUUUCCCUCAGCCCGGCUUUGCUGCAAGGAUGCCAUAGGGAGGAGUUCCCACCAGACAGUGUUUCCCACCCUCGCCUCUCCUCGCCCUUCACUCACACAUAGAGCUAGGCCUGUAUACUACUGAUUUUGGAGGGUCGUUUUCAGUGUCUAAUAACCUGUUUGGGUGUGCAGUGGUCAGAAAAAAAAAAGAGAAAGAGAAAGCUGAGUGAGAGACAGAACAUGAACCUCAACCAAAACUCGCUGUUCUUGUAAGAUAUUCUAACCCUGUAUAAAUGCAACUUUUUCUUUAGCUUAACGGCCUGGGGUGGAACAUUCAGAUAUAUAUAAAUAUAUAUUAAAAAUACAUUAAAAUUUCAGAAAAAUGUAAAAAAAUUGAGGUCCGUUCCAUAAAGUUUUACUGCCUAUACCACCAUGUAACUACAUUAUAGCAAAAUAUUACAAGAAACGUUCUUUUCUUUUAAAGUAAGUUAUUGCACUUACAUCUCUUGCUGAGGGGAGGAAUGUGGGAAGAAGGAGGCUGAGGCGCUGAGGUGGGUGGGAUGCAAGGCAGAGGCAGCUGACGCUUCCGGCACCCCCUUGUCGGGAGCAGAGCAGACUGUCUGUUUGUUGUUGUUGUUUGCAAUAAACUCCUCCCUCCUCUCAA
This is a messenger RNA of Mesocricetus auratus (golden hamster), 4851 nucleotides long. RefSeq names its product ALX homeobox 4 (gene Alx4). The coding region runs from base 30 to 1229 and encodes 399 amino acids. The record is from RefSeq and is a predicted model, not a curated record. Lineage: Eukaryota; Metazoa; Chordata; Mammalia; Rodentia; Cricetidae. Gene Ontology annotation, biological process: regulation of transcription by RNA polymerase II. The transcript has 4 exons. Gene Ontology annotation, molecular function: RNA polymerase II transcription regulatory region sequence-specific DNA binding; DNA-binding transcription activator activity, RNA polymerase II-specific.